This is a messenger RNA of Brachypodium distachyon (stiff brome), 1444 nucleotides long. Its product is annotated as dnaJ homolog subfamily B member 13. Gene Ontology annotation, cellular component: cytosol. The coding region runs from base 213 to 1223 and encodes 336 amino acids. The transcript has 3 exons. The record is from RefSeq and is a predicted model, not a curated record. Gene Ontology annotation, molecular function: protein-folding chaperone binding. Lineage: Eukaryota; Viridiplantae; Streptophyta; Magnoliopsida; Poales; Poaceae.
UAGUAUGCCUCGUAUUGUUAGACGGAGGCAGUAGAUAAGUAUUAGGCAGGAUUAUCUCAAAACAAAGAAAAGAAAUCUCCUGAGAAAGGUCUCAAAGGAAGAAGUGAGAGGAACCAAAACCCUCCUCCUCUCCUCGUCCCCUUGUUGUCUGCAGCAAAAUCAGGGGAAGCCAAUCCAAGUUUCCGAGCCACCCCUGCCGUCGCCGUCCAUCCAUGGGGGUGGACUACUACAAGGUGCUCGGCGUCGGCCGCGGCGCCACCGACGACGAGCUCAAGAAGGCCUACCGCCGCCUCGUCAUGAAGUACCACCCGGACAAGAACCCCUCUCCGCAGGCCGACUCCCUCUUCAAGCAGGUCUCCGAGGCCUACGACGUGCUCAGUGACCCGCAGAAGCGCGCCGUGUACGACCAGUACGGCGAGGACGGGCUCAAGGCGGGCGUGCCGCCGCCAUCCGCCUCCGCCGCGCCCCCGCACGUGCACCCACACGGGCACGGCGGCCCCGGGUUCCGCUUCAGCCCGAGGAGCGCGGACGAGAUCUUCCGCGAGAUGUUCGGUGGCUCCUUCUACGGGCCGGCCCCCGGGGGUCCCGCCCCUUCACCAGGUUUCCAAGGGUUCGGCGCCAGCGCCGCCAGCGGCGGCGGCAUCUCCCCCAGGUCAGGUGAGACGUCCGGGGCGUCGGCGAGGAAGUCGCCGGCGAUCGAGCGGCAGCUGGCCUGUAGCCUCGAGGACCUGCACAAGGGAGCCACCAAGAAGAUGAAGAUCUCCAGGGACGUCCUCGACUCCUCCGGGAAACCGACGAGUGUGGAGGAGAUCCUGACAAUUGAUAUCAAGCCCGGAUGGAAGAAGGGCACAAAGAUCACAUUUCCUGAGAAAGGCAAUGAGACGCGUAAUGUCAUACCAUCAGAUCUAGUUUUCAUAAUAGAAGAACGGGCACACCCCAAAUUCAAGAGAGAUGGGAAUGACCUUGUUUACACACACAAAAUCUCGCUCGUGGAGGCUUUGACUGGUUGUGUCAUCCAACUGACAACUCUGGAUGGCCGAAGUUUAGCCAUUCCCGUAAAGUCUGUUGUCAGUCCCACGUAUGAAGAAGUUGUGCAGGGUGAAGGGAUGCCGAUCACAAAGGAACCGUCUAAAAAAGGGAACCUAAGGAUCAAGUUUCAGAUCAAGUUCCCCACCAAUUUAACAGCUGACCAAAAGGCAGGGGUCCAGCAACUUCUAUCUUAGCUGUUUGUUCCAUAUAAAUCUGUGCUCUUUUCCUUUUGUUAAGCAGUUGGAAAUUGAAUGAGGCUGAAUGUACAAUCACUAUUCUCAUGCUGGUGUAAAGCACGUGCUUUCCUUACUAUUUCUAACUGCACUCUUGAUUGCUAACUGCUGACAGGGUAGUAGUUGUUCACCCAGCUGAUCGACUUUGCUUCCAGAUUAUCUGAUGUUUCCUUGUUUCUGAA